AUGGCAAAAGAGCAUCUCGACCCACAGUCUUACACAGCUCAAAGACUGGAACAUGCCUCCCCUGAACAUCUGCAUCUCACGACCCGAAGAUUCUUCAUCGGCCCGAUUCCAGAAGGCUGGCUGAACAGCAACCGGAAAUCAUGGUACAGGAAACGCCUGAAACAAAGAGAGCACAAGUCUCGUACCGCAUCAUUCACCGCUGUCGCUGACAACGCGCACCGUCGUGCUCUUCCCAGUCUCGAAGGGCCAUCGGCUGCCGCUAGAUAUGCCUUCAGCUUUCCACAACCAGCGGACGUCGCAGAUGAGGGAUUGCGGGGGAGCUCAGCAGCCGCAUCUGACGAGGACGAUUUUCUGCAGGAUGAGGAGGAAGAAGAAGAAGAUGGAGAAGAAACAAGUCCUCAGGAGAUAGCACCAGUCUCGACAAACGAAAUACCUCAGAUUUUGGGGAUAGCAGACGAAGAUGAUCCACGAGCCCCUAAAAUGCUGUCAGUCCCUUCUGAUAUCGGCUUCACACCAUUUGGCGCAUCUGGCGGUGAGCGCGAUGAGGCGUCCGGAUUGAUAUCUGGCAAAUCUCCAGCACAAGCCUCAUUCGUCACUGCAAGGGAGAGAAACACCGGAGAGACUAUGUCUACAACGAAUGAAGAGAAUGUGGACGCAUCUCCGUUGUCACGAGGCGCGUCGAAUUUGAGUCCGGAGAGCACUAUGGACAAUCGGCCGUCAAUUUCUAAUUUGGGCGGUUCACAGCCCGAGUCGAGCAACCUCAAUGAGGCUUGUUCGACUGACCCUGAUCAAUCUGGCUCGACCACAGCAUUGCUGCCAAGGAAGGACCGAGAGGAGAAGUUGACUCUUUCUGUUGCAUCUCCACGAUCUCUCCUGAUGCGCAGCCCUGCUCCUGUUAAUGACAGUGAGUUUGAACCCGCGAGCCAAGUGAGGACAGCUACUGGAGUGCGUUUCAACAUAGCCGAGGGGAUGGUGAAUGGCCAAGAAAGGCUGAAAAACAAGAUAUCCAGUGUGCAGACAAGAGCUGCCUCGGCAAAGUUUCGAAGAAACACUCUCCAAGAAGGCGCCGUUGUGAAAAUGGGGAAAAUGCUCGUCAGAGUUGAUGUCACGAUGCAGCCAGUGUCGGAAGAGUACGACGAAAACGAUAGCUUGAAAGUCGAGACCCGAGCCCACGAAAAGUGGAGGGAGUUUAUGGUUGUGAUACGCCAGAGCAGGAAGGAUGAAGCAGACUUCAGGUUGCAAAUGUAUACCAGCCGUGUUAUCCCAGAGGUCGAGAAUGAUAAAGUCAAGAAAAAGCCACAUCACGAGGUUUUGCUGAACCCGAAGUCAACCAGAGUCAAUCUCUUCUCGUCGUUGGAUAAGACCGUAGUCAUCUGGCAUCCAUAUAAGAAAGGUACUCGAAUUAUAAUCAUGCGCACCAGGUCUACCGCACACUCUGUCGAAUGGUACACGUUCCUGAAAGAGAAUCUUGGUUGGGCAAGACCUUCGGCAUUGCAGAUAAAUGUUCCCGACCUGAGUGUCAGUCUUCUCCUUGACAAGCCGUUUGAGGGUCUCGAGGCGGCGAGAAGAUCAUUUGAGAAUGCCAAUGACGAGGCUGCUUUAGCACGGACUAUGGAGGAAGAGCAAGCAGUUGCUGACAAAAUCGUCAAGAAAUGUCUGGACAUGCUGCAGAAUGGUUCUGAAUGGGCAGAUGUUCUUGAUGUGUGGUGCAAGACUGAAAAGAUGGGCCUAGCAUGGAAGCGAUAUGACAGGCUAGAGUGGAUUCACGGGCCGAAUCAGCAGAAAAUGUAUGGCUCCAUGGCAAUGCAGAAAUCCCAUGACCUCGAACUUCGACCUAAGAAGCAUUACCCAACUCACAGCUACGGCAAAAAAGGAAAACUUCAUCAAGAACCAGCUCCCGUGGAAGGGUUUCUGAUCAGAUUGACAACGCAAAGAGGCAUGCAGCAAAGGAUGGGCAGGACGUAUUUCAAGAGACUAUACUUCUCGACCCAUAACCAGUAUCUAAUCUUCAACAAACCUUCCAAGAUCACACCACCUCAUCCCCCGCGAUUGCCAACCAUUGCUGGGGCCAAUGUCCCAAGCGCCAGCGAGAUCAUCAAGCAAACGCCUACUAUGUACGAUAUCGAACCUUUUCCAACCGAUAAAGGGGAAAUAUCGUGGCUUAAAGUUGGCACUCCGGCCUCCGUCCAGGACUAUGACCGGAAAGCCGCGGAAGAAUGGCAACGCACUCUGGACAACCUGAGUCAGUGCGAUGGGUACGUUAAUCUUUGUCGAGUGGUCAAGGUUCGAAAGAUGCAAUGGGGAACGACACCUGGAGAUGAAGAUAUGGAAAGUGGCUCAGAUGUCGAUUUCCACCAAGAAGUACCAGAUACGACUCGAGAUGAUGGUACGACAAAGACUCUGGAUGAUCAUCGGACGUUUGAGCUUCUGAUGAACAACGGCCUCGUUAUUCGGCUACAAGCAUACGAUGAAGCGACAAUGGGGGAAUGGAUCCGAAGACUGCGCUUACUUGUCAAGUAUUGGAAGCUUCGAGUUGCCGCUGAUUCUGCGCUGUUCAAGAUUGUUCGAAAGUGCAACCUCGAAAACUUGAACAUUGAUGAGGAGAUGGAAGCAGUUAUUGGCCAAUUCGCACGGAAAUGGGAAGUGUCCCGUUCUGAGGCAUCACCACAACUCUACAAUAUGUGCGGCAUAUCUUCGUGUCGGUCAAUCCUCAUUUCUGGUCAGCUGUAUUACAGAGCACGGCGGCGCGCAUCGUUUUAUCGAUGUGGGGUGCUCCUGGCCAAUGGCGCUUUGCAUAUCUUCCAAGGCUCAAUUCGAAAGAGGACAGGGGAGGAGUUGCCACACAUUCAUCAGGAAAAACAAUCGUCUAUUCCCCUCCAAGACUGCUACAUCUACAGUGGCCUCAUCACGGAAGAUGACCUGCUCUAUUCGAACAGAACUUUUGACAGCAACAACCCUGGCAGACACGCCUUACCUAGAAUAUAUCUAGAAGAUGGCUGGACGUCAAUCGAUGAGGAUACCAUGACUUGCUUUGUUAUCUGGCGUGGAUUGAGGAAGUCGUUCUUCCGAGCUCGUGAAGAAAUGGAAGGUGGCGGGACACGACAGAAGUUGAGGCAGGUAUCGAGACUUGGAGUGCCUGGUCGAAGUAUCGUCUUUAAAUGCCGAAGCAGGGCCGAGAGAGAUCACUGGGUCAUGAGCAUAGGUAUGGAGAUUGAUCGCUUACAGCAAGGAGAAGAUGUUAGGCUAGAAGGCCAGAACUGA
Messenger RNA from Endocarpon pusillum Z07020, 3261 nucleotides. RefSeq lists its product as uncharacterized. Gene Ontology annotation, cellular component: prospore membrane. Gene Ontology annotation, biological process: protein localization to prospore membrane; ascospore-type prospore membrane formation. The transcript is spliced from 2 exons. NCBI's taxonomy places the organism in Eukaryota, Fungi, Ascomycota, Eurotiomycetes, Verrucariales, Verrucariaceae. The record is from RefSeq and is a predicted model, not a curated record. Bases 1 to 3261 code for a protein of 1086 amino acids.